GAGAAUUGAUAUUUCGACUCGUCAAAUGAGUCCCCUCUUCCUCAUUAUUGUAGCAUUUUGCGCCCAAUGUCCUUUACAGUAUUCGCUGUCAUCGUCAGUAGAUAUCGGACGGGGUUGCCCUAGGCAUCAUUCUCCGGCCCAAGAGAUCUCAUACUCUACGAUACGCAGUAGUACGCUGUCACAAUCACAAAAUACCAAUAGUUUAUUGCUUAUAAGACGUUCCAUAACUCGAUCUCGCCUCGGGACGAUUGAAGAAGGUGAAGAAGAAGGCGUCGACGAAAGACUCACGGGGGACGUCGAAAAGCGAACCGCCGUACCUGUGGAGAAGCCUAUAGAAUCUAUAGAUAGUCGCAAGGGAACUUGUUCGGUUGAUUUAAAACAGCUUCCUGCUAGUUAUACCGCUCCGGUGCACAUUGGACCACCUGAAGUCGAGCAACGUUUUGAAGAACAAACAUCAUCCCACGCUUCAGAAAUCAGCGACCCCCCAGAGGCUGCGAGGGAAAUAAGAUGCAAAUAUCCUAAAUUAUAUAGAGCCUGGAGAGAAUCUAUUCCAUCGGAAGAGCUCAACAAAGCGAUGAAUAACUUCGAAAGCAUGAAAAAAACGGGAUUUUUCCAAAUUCCUCUCUGGAUGGAUGAAGGAUUAGACGUCUCGAGAAUGCUCCAGAUAAUAAAUUUUAGAAUAAAUGGGAUCAAACUUCGCCACAUUGAUAAACCGAUAGAUCAAGUAACGCUCAGUGAACAGAGUAAGAUUGUAAAACUGUUUUCUGGCCUGGAAACCGAGGGAAAUUUUGGAAAAACACUUGUCAGAAAAAAAGAGUAUGCUCAGCUUUUGGAAUAUGAUAAAGGAAUCCAAGAUGAUUUUGAAAAAUUUACUGAAAUCUCAGGUAAGAAAUUCACACAAAGGGUUAGAAUCAAGGCCAAAUCCAAUUUCAAAAGCUUUUCAGAUGAUUUUGGCGCUGCUCUUAUUAUCUUUGAGAGGUUCCGAAAAAUGCGCAACUUGUAGGAUCAUGUGAAUUUCUCUAUUCCAAAAUCCUGUUUACUUCACUUUUAAUCAGCUUGUUAAUUUUAUGGUUAUGUGUAUAUAUGUG
Molecule: messenger RNA, 1088 nt
Organism: Puccinia graminis f. sp. tritici CRL 75-36-700-3
Lineage: Eukaryota; Fungi; Basidiomycota; Pucciniomycetes; Pucciniales; Pucciniaceae
Exons: 2
Coding region: 26-1003 (325 amino acids)
Source: RefSeq, a predicted model, not a curated record